Rodentolepis nana is the source of this 1476-nucleotide messenger RNA. NCBI's taxonomy places the organism in Eukaryota, Metazoa, Platyhelminthes, Cestoda, Cyclophyllidea, Hymenolepididae. The record is from the annotation of a GenBank genome assembly.
AUGAAAGCCGCCACCUCCUCCCUAACCAAAUAUUUUCAGAAAACCGUAUCUGGAACUCAGAAAUACAUUGUAGCCUCAGAUUUCCCUCAGCAGAUACUUCAAGGAAGCUCCAAUGUGAACGGCUCAGAGAUCCCAUCCAGACAUGCUCUUCGAAAACAUAAAUAUUACCUUCAACUCCCAGCCUUAACUCUUCCCGAUUCGCUUGACUUAGCAGCAACCGAUUGUCUCCGGGAGUACAAUACUUUCUCUAUCAAACACCUAAAACAGUUAUCGACUCGCUUGAUCAAUCAUCUUCAUGAGAGAGAACUCCUGACAGAAAAAGAAAUCAUUGAAAAGUUAGCGAAACAUCGUGAUGCAGAAACAAAGAAGUUUGAACACUCAAUUACUGAAGUUGACGAAGGAACAGAAGCUGCUCUACAAUAUCACGUCGAGAAUCCAUUUAUUGGCUCUGCCAGAAGUGAAAGGGAGAUCAGAGCCCAAUGCCUAUCUACUUGGAAGUCUAUCAACUAUAAUGAAAGCAACAGUCUUCUAUAUCUGGUUGGACGUUUGGCACCGAACUUUGCAGUUGCGUGCAGGAUACUUUAUGAGAUUAGGAAACGUGCACCGCUAUUUGUUCCAACUUCACUUUUUGAUUUUGCUUCUGGUCUCGGAACUUAUACUUGGGCAGCCAACACAAUUUGGCCAGCAGGCUGCAUUCGUGAGCAUCAUCUUGUCGAAGCUUCUGGGCCAAUGACUGUGCUCUCGGAAUUCCUCCUGUCCAAACGAGGCCAGGGUAUCCCACCCAAUACCUACAUAUUCCCUGGUGUGCGACAUCGACGGUUUAUUCCUUCUGUUGAUGUAACUGGCGACUUGGUUAUGAGCGGUUAUGCACUGCUAGAGAUGGCAGGAGAACACGAUCGUAGGCGUGUUAUUGAGAGUCUGUGGUCUCGCACAAAUGGAUUUCUGGUUCUUAUUGAAGAGGGCACUAAGGCAGGACAUGCUGCGCUACUGGAAGCUAGAGAUUGGCUGAUUCGAAAUGGUGGUGAUGAAAUGCACAUUUUUGCUCCUUGUCCUCAUAGCUUUUCUUGUGGCAGAGCCGGUCUUGGUUGCAAAUCCGCUGUGAAGUACUAUCAAUUCGGACUUACAAAAGAUCCAACUUACACGAAUGAAGAGACCUUCAGUUACCUCGUAGUGAGUCGUGGUGACUGGCGACGGUUCACAAAAGAGGGUUUAAACGGCAAGGAAGUGUCCACUCAUCCCCGAAUUGUCUCACCUUGUCCGGCUGGUGGUGGCGCUGCUCUUGAUAUCGAUUUAUGCCUUCCCAAUGGCGAUUGUGAACGAGUGGUCUUUUCAAAGUCGGGGACUAAUCAACAGCUGUACUUUUUCCUGAAAAAUUCUCUCGCUGGAAAUAUUGCCCCCUGCGAGCGUGUGGAAGACGCAGAUACAAGUUUGGAAAAUUCAGAUGAAGUUUCUACUGAAAUUACUACUGCAGGCUAG